AUGAUCGGGACCCUGGUGGCAUCCUUCCCGAGGAGACCAAAGCUUCAUCUUAAGACCGAGGCAGAGAAAGCUGCCUUUCCCCACUCUCUUGCCUUGGUCAAGCGCUGCCAUGAUGUUGCUGUGCAAGCUCGAGGUGUUGGGUACCUGGAUCGGAGCGCCACAGUCCAUGAUGCUGCCAUUAGCUACUUUCUGGGUCUCUGCUCGGCUUAUGUCUACAACAUGCGGCGAUGUCGGAUGUACCUUGCCGAGUGCCGUACGAUGUUGCAUGUGUACGAUCUUUGCCGCCAGUCGACGAUGCAGUCAUCCUAUGGGCCAACAAGCCCGAUAUCUUCGUCGUCGGCCACAUCACAGGAUCGACUCAGUGAACCCACUGAGCGCCCAGUGGACAUGAUCGAGCAGGAGCUCGCGCGGCGACUGUUCUAUGUAACGCUAGUCGGUUACCGAUCAAUACAGCAGCUAGGCUCCGCUGACACCCCAAUCUAUCUUGCUCCAGAGACGCCGACGGAGCGCUACCCACCAUUACCCCUUGAAGUGGAUGACGAGUUUAUUUUCAGUACACAUGUCGAACCUCAGCCGACCAACCGGGUUUCGCAACUGGUGGGUUUCAACGCCAACGUCCGGGUCUAUAACUCGUACAACGCCCUAUCCGCUUGGGAGGUUGCGUUUGGCAGUGGGCGAAUUGUUGAUUGGCAGCGGCAACGGUCUCUAUUAUUCGAAUGUUUGCAGAAUUCCAAAACGGCUUUGGCCAACGUGCCACCAGAGCUCUCACUCCACCCUCACCGGGACGAUUCUGCAGAUGCGGCGGAGGACCCCUGGAUGCGCGAACGUCGCCAUAUCCAAUACGAGAUUCAGAAGGCCAAUAUCUAUGUGAGCCAACUGGCCACCAGAUCCUACUUGGCGGAGAAGUACUGGAGUCUCUACGCCACCUGGAAGAUGUAUUUUCGGCGCUCCGAGGAGGGAGGACCGGGAACUCCGGUGAAAGUGGAAGGCAAUACGCACAAGGGGAUUGACGAUGCUGCUCAGAGCGACUACAUUGGAAUGGCCAUGGCAGAAGAACGCCGUCUCGUCGUUCGAGAUUUGUUUGUCUUGCUACAGUCGGUCAACGAGCUUAAUAUGGAGCCCAACGGUGCCAGCUUUACCGGUAAAGUCCGCCAAGUGGCGUCAACCCUGCUCAACCUUCCCACCUCGCGGACCGAAACGACCACCUUUACACCCGCCACCCCGGGUCCCAAUCCUAUCACCCUCGCCGAGGCAGAAUCUUACCUACACGCCUUCAUCGACACCCUCAUCCGACUAGAGGGACUCGCGGCGCCCACCCUGGGCACAGCCGGAUCAAGCCCUCACGCCAACGGACGUAGAAUGAGUUAUCUGAGCGACCACAAGCAGGAGGAGGAGGAGCUGCGCCAGUGGGCGAGUCUGAAGGACUACCAGGCGAAAUUUAGCCUGUUUACUGAGCUUUGA
Messenger RNA from Aspergillus fumigatus Af293, 1461 nucleotides. RefSeq lists its product as uncharacterized. Lineage: Eukaryota; Fungi; Ascomycota; Eurotiomycetes; Eurotiales; Aspergillaceae. Gene Ontology annotation, molecular function: sequence-specific DNA binding. The record is from RefSeq and is a predicted model, not a curated record. Gene Ontology annotation, cellular component: nucleus. Gene Ontology annotation, biological process: positive regulation of transcription by RNA polymerase II.